Molecule: messenger RNA, 465 nt
Organism: Elgaria multicarinata webbii
Lineage: Eukaryota; Metazoa; Chordata; Lepidosauria; Squamata; Anguidae
Product: complexin-3-like
Exons: 4
Coding region: 9-449 (146 amino acids)
Biological process (GO): synaptic vesicle exocytosis; neurotransmitter transport; regulation of neurotransmitter secretion
Cellular component (GO): terminal bouton; SNARE complex
Molecular function (GO): syntaxin binding
Source: RefSeq, a predicted model, not a curated record
CCGUCCAUAUGGGAUCCGCGGUGAAAUCGGCCUUUGGUGGCCCAGCCCGGCAGCUGCUGUGCUGUAUCUCGGCAGACUUCGCCAAGGAAAAGGAUUCUGGCACUCCGAGAUGCCUCCGCCGAGACCGAGCGCCACAGCAAGUCCAAAAGCAGCAGAACAAGCGGGAUGCAGUUUUUGCUCAACACAAGGCCGAGCGCGCCUCCAUGAGGGCCCACCUUCGGGAGAAAUAUCAACUGCCCAAGAACCGGACAGACAAGAAGCAGUUGGAAGCGGCCGGGGUUAAGACGAAGCUCCCACAAGACUUACUGGCUAUCGUGAAUCCCAAGGCCGCCUCCGAACCUGGCUCCAUCUUCCCGAAUCUCGGUGGUUUGGAUUUCAGCGCCUGGCGGACGACUGCAGAAAGCGCGAUGCAUUCUCUACAGCGCCCAGUGCAGUGUCCCGUCAUGUGAGCCACCCUGGGUGAAC